Entrophospora candida is the source of this 414-nucleotide messenger RNA. Lineage: Eukaryota; Fungi; Glomeromycota; Glomeromycetes; Entrophosporales; Entrophosporaceae. The record is from the annotation of a GenBank genome assembly.
AUGGCAAAUGCUAAUAAUGCCUCUUUAACGAUCAUGACAGGUGACGAGGAGUUGGACAGACAAACUGAAUCAUUACUUAUAAAAGUUCAAAAGACAAUUGAUGAUCUUGAUAGUAGCUUUGAAGAAAUAGAAGGUUUAGUAAAAACAUUACACGAACAACCAUUAAGUCAACUAGCUUCAGCUAUGGAACCAAUUCAACGUGCAAGGUUAUACACAUUAUAUGGAUAUACAAUAAAUACAUUAACUAACAAAGAACAAUUGGCACGGAUAGAAGAUGCUUCUGUAAAAAUUACAAACACAGUUGAUCCACCAAAACCAACAUUGACUAUUGAUCGUGUAGCAGCUUCAAGAUUUAUAAAAAAUGCCGUUUCAAAGCAAAAUAAAAAAGACGAAAGAAAAAAAAGAUGUACGUAA